AUGUUACUAAAUGAAAACAUGUUUGAACGGACAUUUCGCAUGUCUGCGGAAAGUUUUAGUCAUUUACUGUGGAAAGUUACACCAGCCCUCACUGUAUCCGAGCAGCAAUCCAGUAAUUCGAGUGGCGAAGCACCCGUUUCGCCUUCGAUAAUGCUGAUGACGGCGUUGCGAUACCUGGCUGAGGGAUCAUACCUUAAUAUACGUCGUACGGUUGGCAUCAGUGCGCCCUCGUACUAUCGUGUGAUCGAUCUGACAAUGGGUGCGAUUCUUGCUUUUAAGGAGCUUCAGAUAACUUUCCCCAAUUCGGACUCAGAGAAAGGGGUGGUGAUGGAGGCGUUUAAGAACAUUAGCAGUGGUGGUGUAAUCAGUGGUUGCAUUGGCUGUGUUGAUGGCUGGCUUUGUCGUAUAAAGACACCAACCCUUGCUGAUGCUGGCGAAAUCGGUGUGGCUCGCUACUAUAGUGGUCAUUACGCUUGCCCUGGUAUUAAUGUACAAGCCGUUUGUGAUGCACACUGUCGGUUUAUUGCAUUCGAGGCUAGUUUUCCAGGUAGCAUUAAUGAUGCCCAUGCAUUUCGUGACACUGCAUUUACUCACGCCGUUUUCUCGCACCCUGAUAAUGGAUGA
Phytophthora infestans T30-4 is the source of this 624-nucleotide messenger RNA. RefSeq lists its product as uncharacterized. Bases 1 to 624 code for a protein of 207 amino acids. The transcript has 2 exons. The record is from RefSeq and is a predicted model, not a curated record. Lineage: Eukaryota; Oomycota; Peronosporomycetes; Peronosporales; Peronosporaceae.